Molecule: messenger RNA, 2760 nt
Organism: Tachyglossus aculeatus (Australian echidna)
Lineage: Eukaryota; Metazoa; Chordata; Mammalia; Monotremata; Tachyglossidae
Gene: MLPH
Product: melanophilin
Exons: 17
Coding region: 105-2087 (660 amino acids)
Biological process (GO): intracellular protein transport
Cellular component (GO): cortical actin cytoskeleton
Molecular function (GO): actin binding; myosin binding; small GTPase binding
Source: RefSeq, a predicted model, not a curated record
AGCUUGAAACUGAGACGGCUGUUCCAAUGCCCACUGAAUCUUGAGGGAUCACCCAAGUUGACUGGAGGACCGGACAUCGGUGUUGGAUUGACAGAGAGGCUGAGAUGGGAAGAAAACUGGAUCUUUCGAAGCUGACAGAUGAGGAAGCCAGGCACGUGUGGGAAGUGGUUCAACGAGACUUUGAUCUGAGAAAGAAAGAGGAAGCAAGAUUAGAGGAACUUAAAGGCAAGAUCGAGAAAGAAAGCACCAAGCGGGAACUGCUUUCAGACCAAGCCCACCUAAGUGAAACCCACUGUGUCCACUGCUUGCAGCCUUACAAGUUUCUCAUCAAUAGCAAACGACAAUGCCUGGUCUGUCACCUCCACACCUGCAAACACUGUUGCAGUUUCACCCAGCCAGAAGGAGGCUGGGUCUGUGAUCCUUGCCAGCUGGCCAGGGUUCUGAAGAUCGGCUCCCUGGAGUGGUACUACCAACAUGUGCAAUCUCGUUUUAAGCGUUUUGGGAGUGCCAAAGUCAUGCACUCUCUCUAUGGAAGGCUGCAGCAUGGAUCAAAAACAAACUCGACUUUUUUAGGCCUCUCCAACAAGGUUUACAGUCUGCCAGAGCUGAACAGUGAGCCCCUCUUUCUCCCUGGAGAAGGCAAUGAUGAAAACAAGGGGACCGAUGAAGAGAGUGGGCUGAAUGAGGCUGAAGCCCUGCGCCACAGCCAGACGCACAAGAAAAGGCGCCUCCUCUCCAUUCAACCCUUUGACUUUGAAGUCGAUGCAGAUGAUUCCACUGGUUCUCCCUGCCAGUCUUUGCAACUGUCUUCAACUCCAGUGAUUCUGGAUGCCCAGCAGUCUCCAUCAGGAUUUCCGAGCUCUGAUGAAGAAGAUGCCAGGUCGAUGAUGGCAGAAACAGAUAUUGCUUCAGUGUUCCACCACACCCUGGAAGAGCGAGAUCAGCACCACUCUCCUCAAGAGCAAGAAUCCAGCACUGAGGUCUGUUUGCCAACAGACUCUGGAAGGGAAAGCCUGGAAGGAGCCCCUCAAUCUGGGAGGUUUCCCGGACUUGAUUAUUUUGAGGCCUGUCAAGGGCUGCCCCAUGAGGCAGGCCAAACCCUCUCCACCCCCAAAAUGUGGACAAAGAAUCAAGGCAAAGGCGAUACUGAGAGUGAGCAGCAUCAGUCUCAGUAUUUGGCUGACAUGGACACCUCUGAUGAAGAGCUGGAAAGAGGACUCAAGAUGGCUGCCUACCAGUUCCCCCAUUCCAAACACAGAGGCAGAACUUCAUCCCAAGAAAGCAAGUCCUAUUCUGGAAGUCAGAUCUUUGAAUUGAGCAAACGUAUGUCGGCUAUUGAGCAUAUGCUGAACCGCCUGGAGGAGAAAAUUUGGGUUCAUUCCCAGGAGGAUCCUGCUCUUGGAUCCCAUUCUGAGGCGGACCUGGAAGAGGAGACUCUGAGGAGAAAACUAGGAGAGCUAACAAGCCACAUCCCAGACAGAGAACCCUCUUCUGAGGAAGAGGAAGAGGGCAAAGAAAGGUGGAAGGAGCCAGUUCUGAGCUCCUCCAGCGAUAACCAAUCUCAAAGGGCUCCAAAGGUGUGCAGAGCUCCUGACCAAGCUUAUGAACUGGAGAAAAGUUUCCAAUGCUCUAAGUAUCCUUCCCAACUCCAUGGGACCCCUGAUUCUGAGCUCUCAGAACUGGAGGACAAAGUGGCUCUGGCUGCGGUUGAGGUUCAGAAUACAGAGAGCGAGGUUUCAGAUAUAGAAUCUCGAAUUGCAGCACUGAGUGCUGCCGGACUCACUGUGAAAACACAGGGGAAAGCCCGGAAGGAAUCCAGCCUCCAGAUAUUUCCCUUCCAACCUGCCAAGAAUCCCGACUGCAGUUCUCAGGAUCCAACCUUAGAGCCUUCAAAUGAGAGCAAGGCAAUGUCUGUGCCACAUCCAGGAAGGAAGUUCAACACGUCCCUUAAAAUCCAAGGAAGCAGUGAUGAUUCUUUUGAUCGGAAAUCAGUUUACCGGGGAUCCUUGACCCAAAGAAAUCCCAAUGGAAAAAAACGGAAGAUGGAUCGCCUCUUUGCGAAACCUGUGAUGACACAUCGGUCCUAAAGAAAAAGACGACCCCCUUGCUAGCGGUAGAAGAAAUCAAAUAAUGUUUGCUCGCCUAUAUUCAUCACCACCAACCUCCACUGUCAAUUUCCUCACCUUCUGCCAAUUUAUUUCACACCUCUCAUUAGAAAAUCAGCAGGGGUUAUCCAGGGAUAUUCCAUCCGGGCAUCUCCUGUCUCAAUGGACCACCUUCCCCAUGGUUGCCAAGAAAAUGCAAAUAGCAAUAAUAAUGAUAGUAUUUGUUAAGUGCUUACCAUGUGCCAAGCACUGCUCUAAGUGCUGAUAUUUUUGCUGGUUAAAGAGCUUCUCAUUAUCCCUCAACUCAUCCCACUUCCUAACCCUCCUUUUGUUACAGGGACAUUAUUUUCCCUCAAAAUGUUCUAGGCAUUAGGAUUUGGAGGUUCUAUCAUGGUCUUUUAACCAAACUUCCAUCUGUUGCCCAUUUGAACAAACUCCUAGCAUUAUAAUCAAUCUAUUGGCCACAGAACUGAGGCUCAGCUGAUGUUCUCAGAAAGAGACUCUAUUACAUUCUAAACUAUUGCUGCUCCUGUCACAGAGAGGAAGAAAAGGUCCACAAUAAGGGAGUGUGCAGUACUAACUUCAUAGACUAGUAUGUCUAGAUACUUACUAUAUACCAGGCACUGUACUAAAUGCUGGGGUAGAUACAAGAUAA